Messenger RNA from Verticillium alfalfae VaMs.102, 591 nucleotides. RefSeq names its product spherulin-1B. Gene Ontology annotation, molecular function: manganese ion binding. The record is from RefSeq and is a predicted model, not a curated record. The transcript is spliced from 2 exons. Bases 70 to 591 code for a protein of 173 amino acids. Gene Ontology annotation, cellular component: cell wall. NCBI's taxonomy places the organism in Eukaryota, Fungi, Ascomycota, Sordariomycetes, Glomerellales, Plectosphaerellaceae.
CUAGCCUCAAGACAAGACAAGCGACCACUGCCUUCACACAACGUCCCAUCGCAUCCGAGCUUGUUCAAGAUGCACUCUUCCACCCUUUUUGCGAGUGCUGCCGUGCUCUUGGCCUCCACCGCCGUAGCUCUGCCGUCCACUGUGCGUGUACCGUACACCAAUACAACGCACAGCACUCCUACCACGAGCCUGACCAAGCAGCUCCGGCUCGCUGACAAUGCCGCCGAGUAUUUCAGCCUCCUGCCCAACAACGAAGACUUCAUCUUCAACUUCAACCAGCCCCAGCCCAAGCCAGGAAAGGGCGGCGAGCUCGUUGCCGCCAACCGCGUCACCUUCCCGGCCCUCGUCGGCACCUCGUCCGGCAUGGCUCUCGGCCGUGUUGACCCUUGUGGCAUGAACACGCUCCAUGUCCACCCUCGCUCCGCGGAGCUGCAAAUGGUCAUCUCUGGCCGCCUCAUCACCGAAAUGGUGCCCGAAAACGGCAUCCUCAAUGCGGACGGCAGCCGCCGCGUCAUCCGCACCGAGCUGUGUCCCUUCAUGAUGACGCCCUUCUACCAAGGUUCCAUCCAUACCCAGUUCAACCCAGAGUGA